AUGCAGCACUCGCAAUUGGCCCCGCUUCCCAGCGACGUGCCGUUCCGUAUUGUAUCCAAAACAAUCGGCCAGGGCGCCUAUGCUUGUAUCAAAAAGGCCUGCCCGGUGGAUUCCGACAACCCUGUCUUCGCCGUCAAAUACAUUAACAAGGACUACGCGGCGCGUCAUGGGAAAAUCAGUGCGCGCCAGCUAAAAUUGGAAGUCACCGUACAUCGACACGUUACGGGCCAUAAUAACAUCAUUAGCUUCUAUCAGACUGGCGAGGAUGAUGUCUGGCAGUGGAUCGCAAUGGAGCUGGCCGAGGGCGGCGACCUCUUCGACAAGAUCGAAGCCGAUGAAGGUGUUGGGGAAGACAUUGCCCACGUGUACUUUUCGCAGCUCGUCAGCGCUGUGAGCUUCAUGCAUUCCAAGGGCGUGGGCCACCGUGACAUCAAACCCGAAAACAUGCUCUUGACAUCCGACGGAAAUCUGAAAAUAGCGGACUUCGGCCUGGCCGCGCUGUUCGAAUACAAGGGAACCAGGAAACUCUCAUCGACCUUUUGUGGCAGCCCUCCUUAUAUUGCCCCAGAGGUGAUUACCUCCAGUACACGAGGUCAGAACAAGGGACCGGGUUACCACCCAGACUUGGUGGACAUCUGGUCUUGCGGGAUCGUCCUUUUCGUCCUAUUAGCGGGAAACACGCCAUGGGACAGCCCAACUGAUGAGAGUUACGAAUUUCACGAAUACCUCGCAACAAACUCACGAACUACCGAUGAACUAUGGCAGAAACUACCUCCAGCUACUCUUUCCUUAAUGCGCGGCAUGUUGACCGUAGAUCCCAAGACACGGUUCUCACUCGAAGACGUACGGAGACACCCUUGGUAUACACGAUCAAAUAAAUACCUGUCCUCGGAUGGCAAGCUACGAGACCCGAUCAAUCUCGCCACUUCCAUGUUUGAGUCACUACAUAUCGACUUUAGUCAAGACCCUCUAUCGCAGAAACGCAAGGGCGCCAGUCGAAGCUUCGACGCAAUGGAUAUGGAUAUGGACGAUAAUGCUGAUGUUUCCUUGGGCCUAUCUUCCACACAGCCAGAGAUGGCAGGUGGGGUGGUGAUGGACUGGGAUACUCCACACCUGGCCUCCGAGUUCUCAUCUACCCAGCCUGCUGGGAAACAAUUUGCGUCCCAAGGUAUGGCGAUGAGCAGUCAUCUAGAGGAUGAACCCUCUAUGUCUCAGUUCUCGCAGCAGCCAUCUGUUCCCGUGAGCCGAACACAAAAUGCCCAGAAAUUCCAAGAUAUCAUUCCAUCUCGCUCCAUGACACGCUUCUACUCUGCUUGGGAGCUCAAGCUCUUGGUUCCCUUGAUCUGCGAGGCUCUUCACCGGUUGGGUGUUCCAGUCCCCUCAAUUCCUGCAGUCACUGCCGGUGAUUCAUCUGCCAUGAUUCGAGUGAUUGCCAAAGAUGGCCGAAUGUGCCCUCUCCAAGGCAAGGUCCUUAUUGAGUGUGUCUCUGAGGGUGUUUUCGAAGUUGAAUUCGUCAAGAUCAAGGGUGAUCCCUUGGAAUGGCGGCGAUUCUUCAAAAAGGUUGUGAUUCUUUGCAAAGACGCUGUGUUCAAGCCCGAUGAAUAG
Penicillium waksmanii is the source of this 1605-nucleotide messenger RNA. RefSeq lists its product as uncharacterized. The coding region runs from base 1 to 1605 and encodes 534 amino acids. Gene Ontology annotation, biological process: mitotic G2 DNA damage checkpoint signaling; protein phosphorylation. Gene Ontology annotation, cellular component: nucleus; cytoplasm; site of double-strand break. The record is from RefSeq and is a predicted model, not a curated record. Gene Ontology annotation, molecular function: protein kinase activity; ATP binding. The transcript has 2 exons. NCBI's taxonomy places the organism in Eukaryota, Fungi, Ascomycota, Eurotiomycetes, Eurotiales, Aspergillaceae.